Molecule: messenger RNA, 570 nt
Organism: Fulvia fulva
Lineage: Eukaryota; Fungi; Ascomycota; Dothideomycetes; Mycosphaerellales; Mycosphaerellaceae
Exons: 4
Coding region: 1-570 (189 amino acids)
Source: RefSeq, a predicted model, not a curated record
AUGAAGAUCCCAUUCCUCCCACUUUCGCUAUGUGCAGUGGCUCUUGCUUUUCCUGCGGACAAACACAUCGCCGCUCGACAGGUCACAGCAGACAACAUCGUCAACGGCAUCGAGCGCAACGGGAACAUCCUGAGCCAACUUGCCGCGGUCCAGACGAAUGCUGACAAGGUCACUGGUACUCUCUUUAUCGCAGGGCGGUUGAAGGAAGUCAGAGAUGGCCUCAGUCCCGUAGGACAAUCAAUCAAUGCCCUCGAUCGGGCCUUGCCUGCGGGAUCUUUCUCCGCCAAGGACGGGGAGAAAGUCCGCGUCAGCCUCAGGAAGCUGGUCGCAGCCAAUGACAAGCUGUUCAGUACACUUAUCGAGAAGGCUACGUUAGCCAAUGUGAUACCAUCUAUCGGUUCUCCGACUCUGACAAAGGCCUUCACUGAUUACCGCGAUCUCUAUAAAGUAUUCUUGUAUAGAGUGGCUGACCUACUGCCACCGAAGGAGAAAGGUGAGACCAUCGAUGAUGCAGUCGCUACUGAGAGGCUCAUCAAUUCUGCUAUCACCAAUUACAAUGGGCUGGGUUAG